This is a messenger RNA of Octodon degus (degu), 1418 nucleotides long. It is a transcript of the gene Qpct, whose product is annotated as glutaminyl-peptide cyclotransferase. The coding region runs from base 1 to 903 and encodes 300 amino acids. Gene Ontology annotation, molecular function: glutaminyl-peptide cyclotransferase activity; zinc ion binding. Lineage: Eukaryota; Metazoa; Chordata; Mammalia; Rodentia; Octodontidae. The transcript has 6 exons. The record is from RefSeq and is a predicted model, not a curated record.
AUGAGGAAACAUGACCACUAUUGUACCAGAGUUGAAGAGCCAGGAUUUGGCUUAAGCCCUGAUCUUUCCUAUUCUCUAAGACAGCACAUCAUGCAGCAAAUUCAGAGACUUCAGGCUGACUGGGUCUUGGAAGUAGACACCUUCUUGAGCAAGACGCCCUAUGGCUACCGGUCUUUUUCAAAUAUCAUCAGCACCCUUAACCCCACUGCCAAUCGACACUUGGUCCUGGCCUGCCACUAUGACUCCAAAUAUUUUCCCCACUGGGACAACAGGAUGUUUGUGGGAGCCACUGAUUCGGCUGUGCCAUGUGCAAUGAUGUUGGAACUUGCUCGCGCCUUGGACAAGCAACUCCUCUCCUUGAAGAAUAUAUCAGGUUCCAAGCCCAAUCUAUCACUCCAGCUAAUUUUCUUUGAUGGCGAAGAGGCGUUCCUUCACUGGUCUCCUCAGGACUCUCUGUACGGGUCUCGACACUUAGCGCAGAAGAUGGCCUCGACCCCGCACCCACCCGGAGCCAGAGGCACCAACCAACUUCACGGCAUGGAUUUAUUGGUCUUGUUGGAUUUACUUGGAGCUCCAAAUCCAACAUUUCCCAAUUUUUUUCCAAACACGGCGAGAUGGUUUAAUAGACUUCAGGCAAUUGAACAUGAACUCCAUGAAUUGGGUUUUCUCAAGGAUCACUCUUUGGAGAGGAAAUAUUUCCAGAAUUUUGGUUCUGGUGGCAUUAUUCAGGAUGAUCAUAUUCCAUUUUUAAGAAAAGGUGUACCAGUUCUGCAUCUGAUACCAUCUCCUUUUCCUGAAGUCUGGCACACCAUGGAUGACAAUGAAGAAAAUUUGGACAAGUCAACCAUUGACAAUCUAAACAAAAUCAUACAAGUGUUUGUGUUGGAAUAUCUUCAUUUGUAAUAUUCUGAUUUAAUUCCUGGUAAUGGCUUCUAUGUUGAAUUCAAAAGUCAAAGCAUCACUGAAAAUAAUCUGGCUCCAGAUAAAUGUUGCGCAGAAACUUCUAUAAAUUUAUUCUGAGGGUGUCUUUGAAUAUGUGAUCAGUGAAUCAUAGAAUUUUAUAUUAUGUUUUCAAUUGCAAUGUAGAGAUAAAAAGGGAAUGUGUAAAGAAAAGAAAAAAUAAAUAUCUUUUAAAAACUCAUUUAGAUAAGACUUCAAAAGAAAAUUAGAUUCACUUACUCAAUAUAGAUUUUGAAACAAUACUAAAUAUGUUGAUGCUGUGCAGUAUGUACCUUUAAUGUUAUGAUUUUUCAUAUUUUGGAAUCUAUUAUACAAUAAAAAAUGGAGAUAUACUUUGAAGGCUUUUAGUCCUCUUUGAAAAAUCUGUGUAGGGUUAAUUUUAUAGAAAUUAAAAUCAGAAUUAAAUGCCAUGCUAUGAUUUUUUUCAUAUAUAUAAAUGAAAAAGUAUUUAAUGCCUA